This is a messenger RNA of Clonostachys rhizophaga, 891 nucleotides long. The record is from the annotation of a GenBank genome assembly. Lineage: Eukaryota; Fungi; Ascomycota; Sordariomycetes; Hypocreales; Bionectriaceae.
AUGGCUUAUUCGGUCCUGGAGCCUGCUGUACCCUUCACACUACACGUUGGGGACGAUGAAUGCCUCCAGCUGAACCAACUCCUACAGCUCUCCCGGGUUAUGCCGAAAACUUGGGAGAACCAGCACCAAGGCCGUAAAUACGACAUUACGCACGAAUGGCUUCGGGCUCAAGAAAGCUACAUUAACAAUUCCCCAAACUAUCGAAUGCUGGUCAACCACCCGAAAGGUGACGUGACUGUACACUUUGCCGCUUUGUUCUCCAAGGAUCUUCAAGCAAUUCCAAUUGUGCUCUUACAUGGCUGGCCCGGGAGCUUUUUGGAGUUCUUGCCCGUGUUGGAACUUGUCCGCAAGAAGUACACGACAGACACACUGCCGUACCACUUCAUUGUACCAUCUUUGCCGGGCUACACGCUCAGUUUGUCUCUGCCGGAAGACCAGGAGUGGGUGGCCGAUGACACAGCGCGAGUGAUUGACCAGACUAUCAAAAAUCUCGGCUUCGACAAGUACAUUGUACAGGGCGGAGACGUUGGAAGUCUCAUUGCGACGAUGAUGGGCACGAAUCAUGAUUCGGUGGUUGAAGUACAUCUCAACUUACUCCCAACCCUGGAUGCUACCAGCCCAGAGGAUCCCAUUCUUAACGACACUGAGAAGGGGGCUGUGCAGAGCGCUAUUAAGCGCAGCUCCGUAACGGCCGGUGCAGCUAUGCUGCAAAUCAAGAAGCCUUCGACUGUUGCUGCUGUCGUCUCGUCGAACCCUAUUGCCCUCUUGGCCUGGAUCGGUGAGAAGAUGCUUGAUUGGACUGAGGAGGAUCCCGACUUGGACCAUAUCCUUACCAACGUGUCUUUGUACUGGUUCACUAACUGUUUCGCUCACUGCAUCCAUAUAUACUGA